Molecule: messenger RNA, 2869 nt
Organism: Oppia nitens
Lineage: Eukaryota; Metazoa; Arthropoda; Arachnida; Sarcoptiformes; Oppiidae
Product: serine/threonine-protein phosphatase 1 regulatory subunit 10-like
Exons: 6
Coding region: 71-2764 (897 amino acids)
Molecular function (GO): metal ion binding
Source: RefSeq, a predicted model, not a curated record
GAGAGAGAGAGAGUCGACACUAACACAAACACACAGACAGUCAGACACAGUGUGUGUUCACACAACACAAAUGGCGCCCAUAGACCCGAACCAAUUGUUGGCCGCCUUUGCUCCGCUAUUGACGCCAACGGGUGGCAUAAAAAAUGCAUCGGAAGUUCCCCGACUAUCGAGUUUAAUGAAAAAGUUUUCCCGCAAACUGGUCUCGCGAUGCGUCUAUUGUAAUGUAUUGAUGGCCACCGAUGAAGAUAUACUUGAAGAAUUUCUAAAGUCCGGCGGAUGGGAGACAAUACACCUGUGGAUCAAAUCGGCCAAAGACGGCGGCAAUAAACCAUUUCUCAAUGAACUAAUGAAUCUGUUGGCAAAGUUGCCGAUGACUGUCGACCGACUCAAAGAAAACGAUUCGCCAAAAUUGAUCAACAAGUUGGCCAAACUGUCGACAACCAAUUGUCCGAUACUCGCUGGCAAAGCCCAACAUUUGGUGGACAAAUGGAAAGUGAUUAUCACUGGCGAGCCGUCGUCGUCGUCAGCAAAAGAUAAUCACAAAAGUAAGGAAAAGAAGCGAAAGAGUGGCGAAUCAAAUAGCGAUUCAACAAAAAAGUCUAAGAAAACAUCAAUAGACGAUUCAAGUCUCGGUGAGACCAGCGGCGGUAGUAAUGAUGGCCUCAGCAGUAGUAGUGGUGGCGGCGGCGGUAUUGCUGUCAUCAAAGAUGACUCUAAUAACAAAUUUGAACGAACACCGCGGCCGACGACCGCUAAAGUAAAGCCAGGAAAGUCGCGAUUGGGUGGACUCGUUAAUACUAUUACUACACCCUCUUCAUCAUCAUCGCCGACCACCACCACGACUAGCGCUCAAAUCAAUGCCAAAGCCGGUAAACAUCGUAAAGAAUCUGCAAAUAUAGACAACAAGAAGUUGUCGUCGUCGCCACUGAUGACUAUCAGUUCCAGUAGUAGUAAAUCUCAAAACUUUAACAACAAUAAUAACAGCAGCAAUAGUAGCGAAUCUUUAGAUAUUAUUAGCGGUAUUAUCAGUAGUAGUACUACAAUGAUGCCAAUCAUCAAAAGUCAAACUAUCGACUCGGCUUUAUCUACCGCCACCACCACUACCACAACUACUGGCACUGCUGCUGCUACGGCAGCCGUACCUACACCAGCACCGGCUCCUCCCAUACCAUCCAAACCUCAUAUACUUCACGAUUCAACCAGUUUUAUGGACGCACUGACAGCUCCGCCGACUAUCGCACAGACAAAGAAGAAACGGCGAACCAGUUCGUCGGUUGCAAACAAUAAUAUUAGCACUAAAGAUACAAUGAAUAAUGACUUGUUGUUGUCGUCGACGACGACAAUAAAUAAUUCAUUAACCAAUAAUAGCUCUUCUUCUAGUCCACCCAAAGUUUCUUCUUCUUCUUCUGUUUCUUCACCACCGAAACCGUUUUCCUUUUAUAAAGACAUUAUUGACGAAAAAGUUGCCGACAAUUAUAGUAAUAGCGGUGAUAUCGAUACUAUGAAUGACUAUCAAACUGUCGAAACUAAUAGUAGUAGUAGUAGUGAUCAGCAAACCAUUGAUAGGUUGUCCUCCACUUCUGCCAGUGACGGUAUGGAUGUGGACAUCAAUAUAGAUAUCAAACUUAGCGCUGAUCUACCAUUGAGUAGCCCAUUGUCUGUGAUUCCCUCAAACAAUACUAGUUAUAAUAACAAUAAAUAUAAAUCAAUUUUAUGUUAUGUUAAGCGUGGCGUCAAAAAGUCUGUUAGAUGGGUUGACGAGACAAGCAAAAAGAAUCUGGAAGUUGUCCGCUAUUUUGAAUUGGACGAAACGGAACGAUGCAACGUUACCCGACCGGCUACCGGUGCCGGCAGUUUCAACGAUGCCAAACGAUUCGAUAUGAAACACGAAGCCGAACUUAUGUUGCUGGCCAGACGCGGCGGCCCUGGCAGUGGUGGUGGCGGCAGCAAUAACUAUGAUCUGGCCGACGAUCACUCGUCCCGCGUCCAGACAAUCGGUUUGUGGCGACUGAUUCCGUGCGACGGCGACACCUAUGCCAUCGAAUACGGCAAAGAUUCGAAGGAGCGGCUAAUCCAAGAGCAGAAACAAAGGACAUCGUUGCCGAUAAUCUAUAUGAAAGGCCAGACACCCGAUUCGGCUCAGGAACCGGAUCAUGAAAUUUUUAUCGAAUCGGAACCGGCAAAAGUGAUACCACUGGAGGACGACAACAAUCCGAACAAUUGUUACGAUUUUUCCAACAAUGAUUUGCCUCAACCGAAAACCGGCGAACAAUUGCCGGCCCGAGUGACUGUUCCCGAAUUUGUGCCGGUGAACAACAUCAAUAUGACACCACAAUUUCCCGGACCAGCAGUAGGUGUAGGUGGAGGAGGAGGACCUCCCGGCGGUAUUCCGCCGUUUGGUGGCCAACAAAUGAUGCCGCCGUUUGGCGGUCAGCCAAUGAUGCCGCCACCUGCCGACCAGUUUGGCCGAAAUAUGUCGUCAGGUCCACCACCGCCUGGUCAGCCAUAUUUCAACAACGGUCCGCCGCCGCCGCCAUUCCAACAGUGGCCUCCCGAUGGCGGGCCGCCGCCGAUGUCCCAAUCGGGUCCGCCGCCGCCAAACUUUGGCCCACCAUUUCCCGGUCCUCGCGGAAUGGGUGGCCCGCGAACGCCACGACUGCCCCGUAACGCCCAGAACACUGUUUGCAAACACUUUGCCCGGACCGGGAAGUGUCGGUUUCAGCCGAGAUGUAGUUUUUUGCAUAUAAACAAUAAUGACAGAUGAGGUUUAAAAUGACUUAUAAUUACCGAUAGAUUGAUAUAUAUAUAUAUAUACACAUUAUGUAUAUAUAUAUAUAUAUAUACAGUACAUAUAAAUAUAUAUUUAGUA